Molecule: messenger RNA, 441 nt
Organism: Trichoderma breve
Lineage: Eukaryota; Fungi; Ascomycota; Sordariomycetes; Hypocreales; Hypocreaceae
Exons: 1
Coding region: 1-441 (146 amino acids)
Source: RefSeq, a predicted model, not a curated record
AUGUCAUUGCUCGCUGUCAUUCCCGGUCAUGGAGAUGAUGAAUUAUGCGUGGGGCAGAUCUAUAUACUGUCCAUUCUCAACACUAAUGAAGUCCUGACUGCUGGUGAUUACCAGGAUCUGAAAUUAAGGCCAUUCGACAAUAGUCGCAAUCAGAUGUGGCGACUUGAUCCACAUGUUGAGAACAGACAGACAUUCGCCAAUGUCGGAACCGGCCACUCUCUUGGCGUAAACCGGACGCGUGGCUAUUUCUGUUGUAAAUGGGACAGCUAUGGCCCAGGAGAGCAGUUUACAUUCAUCCCUCAGAAAACCGGUGGCUACCGCGUCUAUAAUCAUCAGGGCACCCGGCCAGCAUUAGUCACACGGCAAGGGGACGAGGAUUUCCUUCGAACCACGACACUUGGAAAUGCUUUUGUAACCAUCGGUGUUCACUGUGCUGAGUAA